Blepharisma stoltei is the source of this 1384-nucleotide messenger RNA. The record is from the annotation of a GenBank genome assembly. NCBI's taxonomy places the organism in Eukaryota, Ciliophora, Heterotrichea, Heterotrichida, Blepharismidae.
AUGUUUGUCGAAGAUGAUUCUUCAGUUAUAGCUGAUAAAACAACCUUUAUAACCCACACCGAUCAAAACGAUACAACCAAACUUUUCCAAACAAGUUAUACAGAAAAACCUACCGUUGUCUUCAAAAUCGAGGAAGCUCAACCACCUGAAGUACUUUCUUCAUCAGCCCCUUUGCCAGAAAAUUCAAACCUCCGCAGGGUGGUUGACAAUAUUUUUAAUACCAUGAAAACCAACAACCCAAAGUUUACCAACCCAAUGGUCGAAUCAACCUGAAAAAAAUACUUUGACACCCAAGAAUGCAAAGACAUAAUCGGGGAUAUGUUUUGAUAUUGUGUAAUAAAAGUCGAAAAAAGGAAAAAAUACGACACCUAUAAGAAACAACUGCUGGAAAGAAUUUCACAUAAUUAUAUCCAGCUUUUUGUAAAUGUUGAGCAUGAGGAUAAAGAAAUUUUCUUCGAAAAUUUCUAUGAUUGUAUUGCUCAGGCUGUGUUUUACAGCAUGUAUUUUGCAUACCCAAAGUCAAGAUCUAGGCUAAAUAGUGAAGAGUUUAAAAGGAGAAUUUAUGAGUAUGUGUCGUCAAAAUUAACAGGAAUUGCUGUAAGCAAUCAAGGCUAUAAAAAAUGGAUUUUAGAUCUAGGCGCUGGGAAUGUGCUAUCUAAUCAAGGCUCAAAGCAGCAAGAAGGACUUUAUAAUAUUCUGCUUCCUCCUAUUAGAAAAAAACAAACCAAAAGAAAAAUGCAGCAGCUAAGGUAUAGCCCUUUAGUUAAAAGGUAUUUAAGCACUAAAAGGUAUGAAGCAAUUAAUGCUAUUCCUGUAUGAAAUAUGAGGUAUACUUUGAGAAACCCAGAUAAGGAAAAAGAGCUUGAUAGAAAAUUUAGCUAUUAUAGGAAAAUGGCGAUUAGCUGUGAAAGAAAAGCUGUUGAAAAAGAUAAAGAAUUUCAAGAUUUCAGCUUCAGAGUUGAAGAAAAAAUUAAAGAAGACCACAGAGAGUAUUUAAAGCAAAUAAAAAUCCUUACUUCUCCCAUCUCUGAGCUUGGAAAAUCCUUAAUUUUUAGCUAAAAAACCAUCAUAAAAAGCAAAACUUUUUUGUUUUAUAAAAAAAUAUUUAAUAUAUAAGAAAUAAUGAUUAUAAUGAAAUCUCUAAUUCUGUUUAAUUUUUAACAGAUUGCAGUCCAAAGCAUGAAUUUUACAAAUAAAAAUUAAUUAUUCUUUCAACUUUAAUUUCAAAAAAAAUUAACCCCUCUGUAAAUGGAGGUGGAUUAAUGAACAUACUCAAAAAGUGUUGCAAGAAAAUGCUAAUGAGUAUGCAAAUAAACUUGUUGCUCAGUCUAAAAAAGAGAAAGAAGAGAAAACUAAAAGAAGUUCUUCGUUCAAAGAAAGAUAA